Diaporthe batatas is the source of this 2810-nucleotide messenger RNA. RefSeq lists its product as uncharacterized. The coding region runs from base 998 to 1657 and encodes 219 amino acids. The transcript has a single exon. The record is from RefSeq and is a predicted model, not a curated record. NCBI's taxonomy places the organism in Eukaryota, Fungi, Ascomycota, Sordariomycetes, Diaporthales, Diaporthaceae.
CGGAGCUCCUCUCCCCUUUCCCACGACCCAGCGCCCGUCACCAGUCAGCAUUCAACAUCCAACCAACAACCAACCCACAUCAACCCGCCCGUUGUGUGGUCCCUCCUGUCGUGACUUCUCUCCUUGCUGCCAUUGACCUCGGCGCCCACCUCGACUAGCUCCCCACCACCCAUGGCUGGGUCGAGAACACUACACCAUCCUCAAGCAUCCGUCUUGUUAUUGCCAAUCCGAGCUGACCAGUGCGACCUGUGUUCAAAGACCUGGGGCACCAUCCGAAGGUCCUCACCACCACUGUCACCCUCGCACCCUCGCCCUCACCCUCACGCCCGCACUUGUAGACCAGGCAGGCGCACUUGACCUGUCCAAUAAUUCCCGACGCCCCACCUGGCAUCGGCCAGCAACUGGCACCCCCCCCCAGGGCUCCAGCACCCCAGGCCAUAAUCCAGAUCUUGGGUCCUCUUUCGUCAAUUUGGCCGACAGGGUCCUCUGGAGCGUCGCUCCACCCCAGCACCGUCUGAGCUCCCUCCUGGAAGCCUGACAUCGUCCCUGGUCCCGUCCUUGUCACUCGUCUCCAGGCCCGGGACAGAGGAAGAAAGCCCGCUCUGGAGAUUCUGAAACAUUUCUCGUCCAUCGAGUCCAUGACCUGCUGAGGUUUCACCGGCGCUCUCACGGCUGCUACUGUGCACUCCUCGUCCCGUUUUGGAACCCGCUGCCCCUGCUGCCCAUUGCUACUCUCCUUAAUAACACACACACACACACACCACCUCGACCGUAGCCCUGCCUUCUCGGUCUGGCCCGAAGACGAGGACGCAAAUCCAACAGAGACUGCCUGCCUCGACGCAUUGACUCCGGCUCAUAUCGCCCCGACUUACCCCUGACGACAUUUGCACCUUCUCUCCCACGAGACCUCCUCUCACCAUCACAAUCACCAUCAGACGGACGAUCCGUGCCCAGUCAUCAGCCCACUCCUUGCAUUCGAUCGAGUCAUCCAGCAAACAUGCCGUCCUUGAUCAAUGGCAAGUUCCAGCUGCCAGCUCUCGACCUCAAGUUCGGCUCCCUGACCGAGGGCACCGAUAUACCGCCACCUCUGCCGUCGCCCAUAGAAGAGGAGAAACCAGAAGCCCCAAAGCCAGCAGCCGAGGACGCCGCGAAGUCCUCCACCGCGACCAAUGGCACCUCGCCAGCUGUGACCAACGCCAACGGCACCAAGCGGUCCGCAGAGGACGUGCCUCUACCCAGCUCUCCAACCUCCAUCAGGACCGGGCAGGGCAGCAUCCGACGUUUGUUGAGCCGCAACCGACUAGACUCGGCCUAUGCUAACGGAGACACCGCAGCAGGAGAUGCUGGCGUACAGGCCCUCAGGAAACCGGACAGCCGCCCCACCAGCCGCAGCAACGCCAGCGUCACUACCGAAAAGCAGUCCAAGCGAGCCUCUGGCUUCUUUCGCCGCUUCCGGAGCUCCCAUGACGCGACAGACAACACCCGCCCGAGCAGACUUUCCACCUCGAACGAGAACGAGAAGCCCGGCAUUUCCAGUCCCAAGUCGAGGGGGCCGCCGCCCCCCAUGAUCCCGGAAUUCAAGGCCCUGGGGUCCAAGGUCGACCUUGACGGCGAACAGGGCAGUUUGGGAGACGACCUCUUCAAGAACAUAAAGUAACGACCCGUUAUGCGACACAACCAAGACGGGGCGCACCUAGUCCCACACACUCCGUGCGCCUGAUGGACAAAAGGCCCGAGAUACCGCUUGUUUUCAUCCUUUUUUUUUUCUCUUUUAAGAAGCCUCUCGAAUCUUCGUCUGUCGGAUUUGGAUCGAGUUUGCAUUUGCCUGCGUCGGAAUUGCUGCGAUUACUGGACUUGGGGACGAAAGUUUGAGAUAUGUGGCCCGAGAUACCCAGCUCGCCCUAUUGCGGGUUUAUUCACACCUACACAUUACGAAAUUUCUUUUAUCCGCUACACGACAUUUAACUACCUAUGCACCCCAUUUUCUCUUCUUUCUACGUUGGCGCCCUGGCUGUCCAGGGCUCUUUGGAGUUGUGUUUGAGACUUUUUGAUACCUCGAGGCUGAACGCCCGCGCGCGAUACGGAGGAAGAUGGCGAGAAUGGAAAGGGAGGUGCGGAUCGAGGAGAUGCAGGUGUUUUUGACGCAUGGUCGCACCUUGACUGCGUUCUGGCCUGUAUCUGGAGGGAGAGAGAAUUCGAAAUUGGGAAGUCUUCUUGUCAAGGAGUACAUUUUUCGUGUCCCGCUUUGUUAGGACUUAUUGAUGGACAAUGUUUCCGAAAAAAAGAGGGAAUCCAAAGAGCACGAGUUAAUAAGAGGGGUCGAUCAUCCCAGGGGCUCAGAAUGCCCCUUCACAUGCCAAACCUGGAAUAAGAAUACCAGUUCUGCUGCGCGAGCUGAGUCUGAUGGCUAAAAAGUACGCUGUGCGAUGAUGGAGUUGACAGCGAUCAUACAAUACCGCCGAUGUGGAUUGGUUAGCGCUUGAUGUCGAGAUGCAAGUGGAACGUUUUACGAAAUGGUCAAUAACCCCACUGUUCGCAGCACUCGGCCCCAUCCACAAGGAGUAGGGGACUUGAAGAGCAAUUGGCUCAUGGCAAGUAAGCAAGCGGCCUCGGAAGACAAGUAGCUGCUGGUUGACGAGAUGGGUUCAUCGCACACACGUUCAAACAAAGAUGGGGAUCGAGGCAGGACUGGUUUCCUUCGCCCCGAGUCGAUACUAUCGGAGCCCUGGAUGAGCUCUCGCUCAUCGCAGUUAAUUAGGAAUAGGCCCACCCUAUAACGUCACGCAAACAAGAUAUCGAGGAAACAUGCG